CCCGCGGCUUCCGGCCGGCAAGAUGGUGGCGCGCAGAAAGAAGCGUGCGGCGCCUGACUCCGGGUCCGGGGUCCCGAGCCCGCCGGGCUACGCAGCCCUCCCCAUCAAGUUCUCCGAGAAGCAGCAGGCGUGCCAUUACCUCUACCUGCGAGAGCACCAGGUCCGGGACGGCGCCCGCUCGGCCUGGCCGCAGAAGCGAACCCUCUUUGUCCUCAAUGUGCCCCCGUACUGCACGGAGGAGGCCCUGGCCCGCCUCCUGGCCCCCUGCGGUCCCGUCCAGACUGUGGAGCUUCGAGAGAAGCCGGACCUCGCCGAGGGUCCCCAAAAGCCCAAGUCGGUGUUUUUCCAGCCUAGGCCCGUUCCGGGGUUCCGGGUCGCCUACGUGCAGUUCCAGAAGGCGAAGGGGGUACAGGCCGCCCUGGCGCUGCAGGGCCCGCUGCUGGUGUCCACCGAGAGCCACCCCGCACCCAGCGGCGUUCACAAGUGGAUCCGAGAGUACGCGGGCUCCGUGGCGGACCCCCAGGCCCUGCAGGCGGAGGUGGACGCCUUCAUGGAGGCCUAUGACAAGAAGACGGCCGAGGAGGAGGCCAGGGCGAAGGAAGAGGAGGGGGUCCCCGAUGAGGAGGGCUGGGUGAAGGUGACGCGGCGCGGCCGCCGGCCCGUGCUGCCCCGCACCGAGGCGGCCAGCCUGCGCGUGCUGGAGCGCGAGCGGCGCAAGCGGGCGCGCAAGGAGCUGCUCAACUUCUACGCCUGGCAGCACCGCGAGUCCAAGAUGGAACAUCUGGCGCAGCUGCGCAAGAAGUUCGAGGAGGACAAGCAGCGGAUCGAGCUGAUGCGGGCGCAGCGCAAGUUCCGGCCCUACUGAGCCACGGCUGCGGGGCUGCGGGGUGCCGUCAGGGGGCGCCCGCCCAGCACCCAGACUCAUCCAGGGGGUGCCCGGCCCCCAGGACCGCCCUGCCUUUGCCCCCCACGUCCAUAAUUGAGGCAUCGAGAACAGUAACGGAACUUUAUUGUCAGCCCGCAGGGGCGGCAGGGGCCAGGGCUGGGGGCUCAGGGAAGGCCCAGGGCCCCGCCUCGGGGUCUGCCCUCACGCCUGGCUCCGUAAGAAGCUGCCCACGGCCCCCGCCACGACCUCCGGCUGGUUCAUGUGCACGUAGUGGUUCCCGGGCACUUCCACGAACUGGAACCGCUGCAGGGUGGGGUUGUCGGGGCACAGGGUCAGCGGGGCCGGGGCAGGGGGCCGUCUGCCACGCUCACGGCAUCCACAGGCCCCUGGGCGCGCCACGCUUCUGAGAGCCCCAACACCAGGCCGUAGAGCAGGUGCGCUUUUGGGGGGCGGGUGGAAUGCAGAGACCCAUACCCACACGGACAGUCUCGCCCCAAGCAGGGACACAGGACAGUAAACUCAGGCACUGCCAAUG
Messenger RNA from Sorex araneus (European shrew), 1421 nucleotides. RefSeq names its product ribosomal RNA processing 7 homolog A (gene RRP7A). Gene Ontology annotation, cellular component: CURI complex; UTP-C complex. Gene Ontology annotation, molecular function: nucleic acid binding. Gene Ontology annotation, biological process: ribosomal small subunit assembly; rRNA processing. Lineage: Eukaryota; Metazoa; Chordata; Mammalia; Eulipotyphla; Soricidae. The coding region runs from base 23 to 865 and encodes 280 amino acids. The record is from RefSeq and is a predicted model, not a curated record. The transcript is spliced from 7 exons.